GCGGCGGCGGCGGCGGGAGGGUCGCCCGGCGGGGGUGGACGACGAGGCCGCACCGCGCAGCGCUUCAGCCCGGCCGCCCCUCCUCCCCGCCCGCUCCUCGUCGGCGCUGGAGCCGGCUCCCACGCGGAACAAGAACGCCCAAGGUGAAGGAUAACAGCCUCCCGGUACCAGCACUUUGAAUGAAAUUCUGUUCGUCCGCCACGGACUCGGCCCCAUCUUGUUUUUGGAGAGGACGGCCCCGCGGGGGGAGGGGUUCGAAACCCAAACGGAACCUCGUGGCACAGCAGCUAUGCAGCUUGAGAUCCAAGUAGCACUAAAUUUUAUUAUUUCCUAUUUAUACAACAAACUCCCCAGGCGACGAGUCAACAUUUUCGGCGAAGAGCUCGAGCGGCUCCUCAAGAAGAAGUAUGAAGGGCACUGGUACCCCGAGAAGCCAUACAAGGGGUCGGGGUUCAGGUGCAUCCACGUCGGGGAGAAGGUGGACCCGGUGAUCGAGCAGGCCUCGAAGGAGAGCGGCCUGGACAUCGACGACGUGCGGGGCAACCUGCCUCAGGACCUGAGCGUCUGGAUCGACCCGUUCGAGGUCUCCUACCAGAUCGGGGAGAAGGGCCCGGUGAAGGUGCUCUAUGUGGACGAUAACAACGAGAACGGGUGCGAGCUGGACAAGGAGAUCAAAAACAGCUUUAACCCGGAGGCCCAGGUCUUCAUGCCCAUCAGCGACCCGGCCUCCUCCGGGCCCAGCUCCCCGUCUCCUCCCUUCGGCCACUCAGCCGCCGUCAGCCCCACCUUCAUGCCCCGCGCCGCCCAGCCUUUAACCUUCACGACGGCCACCUUCGCCGCCACCAAGUUCGGCUCGACCAAAAUGAAGAACAGCGGCCGCGGCGGCAAGGUGGCCCGCACCUCUCCCACCAACCUCGGCCUGCACGUGAAUGACCUCUUGAAGCAGAAAGCCAUUUCUUCCUCGAUGCACUCUCUCUACGGGCUCGGCCUGGGGGGCCAGCCGCCGCCCCCUCCCCCUCCGUCGUCGUCCUCGUCGCCGCCGCUGCAGCCGCCGCAGCAGCAGAAGACCUCCGCUCUUUCCCCGAACGCCAAGGAGUUUGUUUUCCCGAACGUGCAGGGUCAAGGUAGCGCCGGUGGAAUGUUCCCCGGCGACGGCCCCCUCAGCCUCAGCCCGCUGCUCCAGUACAGCAAUGCCUUUGAUAUGUUUGCGGCCUACGGAGGCCUCAACGAGAAGUCUUUUGUGGAUGGCUUGAAUUUUAGUUUAAAUAACAUGCAGUAUUCUAACCAGCAAUUCCAGCCCGUCAUGGCUAACUAAUAAAAAACAAAACAAAAGAAAAACCCCAAAACCAACCGACAGAGCAAAACGCAAAGCCCACAUCUGCACGAAAACAGCAACAAAAAAAAGCGGUCCUACGAGUUGAAUCGCCUGUGCCCAGGGUGGGUAUUUCUCUUCCCGCUUGAGAUUUUUUUUUUUUCCCUUCCCCACCCCCCCCCCCCUUUUUUUUUUUUUUGGUCUUAAAAAACAACAAAACUCAGCUUGUAGUUUGGAUCCAUCCAGGCUUGGUUCGUAAACACGACGUGCAUCACUUUUCAUUUGCCAACCAAGCACAAAGUUAUUUUAUACUGACUGUACAUUUUAAGAUAUACUCUCGAAUACGGCCUCUUACAGUAUUUAAGAUAUAGCAAGGACGUGGCUGAUUUUUUUUUUAUAAAAAAUUGGCACUAAUAAGUGGGGUUUAUUGGUCUUUUCUAAUUGUAUAAUUUAAUUUAGUACAAAGUUUGUAAAAUAUCAGAGUAUAUAUAUUGUUUCUACGACAUGGUAUUGCAUUUAUAUCUUUUUACUACAGUGAUCUGUGACAGCUGCAGCAGCUUCAUGUUGUAUUUUUUUUUACUGAAAUUGUAAAAUAUCCAUCUUAAAGACAUCAACUAUUCUAAAAAAAAAAAAAUUGUGUACAGAAUAUUCCUGAGUGUUGGAAUGAAAAUGUACGAAUAUUUGCUUUUUCAAAAAAAAAAACCACAAAAUUGUAUUUUCUGUUAAAAAGGUUAAAGAUUUUUGCUAUAUAUUAUGGAAGAAAAUGUAAUCGUAAAUAUUAAUUUUGUACCUACAUUGUGCAAUACUUGAAAAAAAACGGUAUAAAAGUAUUUUGAGUCAGUGUCUUACAUGUUAAGAGGGACUGAAAUAGUUUAUAUUAAGUUUGUAUUAAAAUUCUUUAAAAUGAACUUG
This is a messenger RNA of Ornithorhynchus anatinus (platypus), 2224 nucleotides long. RefSeq names its product transducer of ERBB2, 1 (gene TOB1). The transcript has 2 exons. The coding region runs from base 290 to 1315 and encodes 341 amino acids. Gene Ontology annotation, cellular component: nucleus; cytoplasm. Gene Ontology annotation, molecular function: transcription corepressor activity. Gene Ontology annotation, biological process: regulation of gene expression. The record is from RefSeq and is a predicted model, not a curated record. NCBI's taxonomy places the organism in Eukaryota, Metazoa, Chordata, Mammalia, Monotremata, Ornithorhynchidae.